This is a messenger RNA of Oenanthe melanoleuca, 2612 nucleotides long. It is a transcript of the gene ALAD, whose product is annotated as aminolevulinate dehydratase. Gene Ontology annotation, biological process: heme biosynthetic process. The coding region runs from base 113 to 1117 and encodes 334 amino acids. The transcript is spliced from 12 exons. Lineage: Eukaryota; Metazoa; Chordata; Aves; Passeriformes; Muscicapidae. The record is from RefSeq and is a predicted model, not a curated record. Gene Ontology annotation, cellular component: cytosol. Gene Ontology annotation, molecular function: zinc ion binding; porphobilinogen synthase activity.
UGGGCGGGGCUAUGCUGAUCAGGGGGCGGGGCUAUGCAAAUCCAGCGGCCACUGUCGCACGGCGGGAGCGGACGCGGCGAUCGAGUCUCCUUCCCUGGCAGCAGAGCCCACCAUGCAGGCAGACUCUGUUCUCCACAGUGGCUACUUCCACCCCGUGCUGCGCUCCUGGCAGUGCUCGGCCACCACCUUCGACGCCUCCAACCUCAUCUACCCCAUUUUUGUCACUGACAGCCCUGAUGCCGUGGAGCCAAUUCCCAGCCUUCCUGGACAAGCCAGGUAUGGAGUGAACAAGCUGGAGGGGAUGCUGCGGCCCCUUGUCGAAGACGGCCUCAAGUGUGUGCUUAUCUUUGGGGUGCCCAGCAAGGUCCACAAGGAUGAGAGAGGCUCUGCUGCUGAUGCCGAGGGCACUCCUGCCAUCCAGGCCAUCAGGAAGAUCCAUUCCACCUUCCCAGAGCUGCUGAUUGCCUGUGAUGUCUGCCUGUGCCCUUACACCUCGCAUGGGCACUGUGGCAUCCUGCGUGACGAUGGCACCAUCCAGAACGAGCUCAGCUGCCAGCGGCUGGCGGAGGUGGCGCUGGCUUACGCCAAAGCAGGCUGUCACAUCGUGGCUCCCUCGGACAUGAUGGACGGGCGCAUUGCAGCCAUCAAGCAGGCACUGAUCUCCAACGACCUGGGCAACAAGGUCUCGGUGAUGAGCUACAGUGCCAAGUUUGCUUCGUGCUUCUACGGCCCCUUCAGGGACGCAGCUCUGUCCAAACCGGCCUUUGGGGACCGGCGCUGUUACCAGCUGCCCCCGGGCGCUCGGGGCCUGGCCGUGCGUGCUGUGGACCGGGACGUGCGGGAGGGCGCAGAUAUGCUGAUGGUGAAGCCGGGAAUGCCCUACCUGGACCUCGUGAGGGACGUGAAGGCUCGGCACCCCACGCACCCGCUGGCCGUGUACCACGUCUCGGGGGAGUUCGCCAUGCUGUGGCACGGCGCGCAGGCCGGCGCCUUCGGCCUGGAGGCGGCCGUGCAGGAGGCGAUCACGGCCUUCAGGCGUGCAGGGGCCGACAUCAUCAUCACCUACUUCACCCCGCAGCUGCUGCGCUGGCUGCGGGAGGCGGCGGGCCGGCCCUGAGCGCGGCCAUUGCGGCUGGGGCGGGAUCUCCGGGCGGGGAGGGCAUGCCGGAGGGGCGGGUUUUCCGGGAUGGGAGGGCUCUCCGGGAGGGGCGGGUUUUCCGGGACGGGAGGGCUCUCCGGGAUGGGAAAGCUCUCCGGGAGGGGCGGGUUUUCCGGGACGGGAGGGCUCUCCGGGAUGGGAGGGCUCUCCGGGAGGGGCGGCGUUUCCGGGCAGCAGAGCAGGUGGGUCCCGGCACCGCCGCUCCUCCAGGCCGGAGUUCCCGUGCUCCGGGAGCUCUGCCCGGUGGGUGCCGGCACCGCCCCGCUCCUCCGGGACCCCGCGAGUGUGCAGCUGCCUUUAGCGGUGCUCCCAGCCCGGACACCCCGGCCGUGCCCCGCAUCCCCAGCCGGCUCCAGCCCCGGUGCCCCAGCACUCCCGUGAGAGUGUCGCUGCCCCGGCCCGGCAGACUUUGCCCCUGGCACUCGGAGCAGGGUUUGCCCUCCGUGCCGCGUUCCAUGCUGGCCCCGGAGGGGCCCUGAGCCCUGCCGGAGGGACGCUCGCACUGCGGCGCGCACAGGGCUCGGUGCCCGCAGCGCUCUCCGGUGAGCGGCACGGCGGGGCUGGGCCGUGUCCCGGCGCUGCUGAGGCCAUGCUCCGGCUGCGCCUGCUGACCUGGGACGUGAAGGACACGCUGCUGCGGCUGCGGCAGCCCGUGGGCCAGAGCUACGCGGCCGAGGCUCGGGCCCAGGGGCUGCAGGUGCAGCCCGAGGCUCUGGGGCGCUCCUUCCGAGAGGUGUACGGAGCCCAGAGCCGGCGCUUCCCCAACUACGGCCACGGCCAGGGGCUCAGCUCCCGGCAGUGGUGGCUGGAUGUUAUCAAAGAGAGCUUCAGGCUCUCGGGCGUGCUGGACGAGGCAGCCCUGACGAAGGUGGCAGAAAAGCUCUACCGCGACUACUGCAGCUCCCACAGCUGGGAAUUGCUGCCGGGAGCCGCCGAGACCCUGAACCGCUGCCGCGAGCUCGGCUUCCGCAUGGGAGUGGUGUCCAACUUCGACAGCCGGCUGGAAGCCAUCCUCUCGCAGUGCAACCUGCGGCACCACUUCCAGUUCGUGCUGACCUCCGAGGCCGCGGGCGUGGCCAAGCCGGACGGGCGGAUCUUCGAGCAGGCGCUGCGGCUGGGCGGGGCGCGGCCCGAGCAGGCGGCGCACAUCGGCGAUGACUACGGCCGCGACUACCGGGCGGCCCGGGCCGCGGGCAUGCACGGCUUCCUGCUGCGGGCGGCCGGCCACGAGCACGGCCAGGGCCAGGAGGUGCCCCCCGAGCACGUCCUGCCCACGCUCAGCCACCUCCUGGCUCGCAUCCAGAAGGAGUAGUUGCGGUUCGGAGGGAUCCAGUGCUGCUGAACUGUCCUGACAGAUUUCUUUCUACCAGGUGGGCAGGGAAGAGCAGCAAGUCUGAGCUGCCUAUGAAGCAGGAGGAGUGUUCAUGCAAUAAAAUAUUUCUGAUGCUCAGCA